Messenger RNA from Pelobates fuscus (common spadefoot toad), 1007 nucleotides. RefSeq lists its product as uncharacterized. The transcript has 2 exons. Bases 84 to 824 code for a protein of 246 amino acids. Lineage: Eukaryota; Metazoa; Chordata; Amphibia; Anura; Pelobatidae. The record is from RefSeq and is a predicted model, not a curated record.
CAUAUUUAAUAUUAAUAGCUCGUAUUCCUGGGUGCAAAAGCAAUCUAUAGGAAAUAUCGCCUUGCUAGUGAACGUGUAAAGAAAUGGAUUUCCCAAACAAGCCAAGGCCUAAAUCUGCUCCAGUAAUAACGAAUGCUUACGUCCAAAACAGAAGAGAGGAGGAAUGUCUGUACGUGAAGCUGAAUGGCAUGCAUUGCCAGCACCAUGCCGACAUGAUGCGUUGGAGGCAAGCUGUAGACAACGUGGUACGAAAACGUCAAAAUCUGCUACUCCAAAGGGCUAUUACCCCUCAAUCAACACUGGAGCGUGUCAUGGAUGAAAUACAAACUUUCAAGAAAUACAGGAGCACCCCUAAGAGUGCAAAGGUCAAUCUACCUCUAAGUACGGAGGUGAGUGGUGAUCUGGGUUCAUAUUCAAAAUGGGUUUCCUCUUCGUCUUCUCAGAAUCUUCACAGUGUGCCAAGUUAUGACGACGAAGCUAGAUGUGGAGGACCCAAUGCAUCAUGCUCUACUAGAAGUAGAACAUUUCCUGCUAUGCGUGGUCCACAAAUAAAACCUCAUGAAAUCAUGUCAAAAAUUCCAGAAACCUCUGAAAGGAAGGUUGAGAAGAAACAAAGGCCUCUGUCAACACUGCAAAGGAAGCCCGACAGUAUCGAAUCCCUGACAUACAAGGAGCUGGGUGGGAUUGCUCGACUAGAGAAUAUUUCCAUGAGGGAAACAGAGAGGCAGAAGCAAAUAAAACUCUUGGAAAGGGAGCAAAUAAGCAAAACACACGACACUGCUUUACAGCAGAAGGUUGACACUUUCCUUAAAAAAUUUGAGUAGCUCAGUUGUUGUUGGACAUUUAUGGAAAUCUCUCCCUGUUUUCAUUCAAUGCUCUAACAUAGUCUGAUCUCAGUAUAUGAUUCAUUGACCCAAAAUAAAAUCUUCACAUUUGGUUACUGAACCAUUAAGGACUUUAUACAAAAUCUGAUAUUAAAGAUACUUUUUUUGGGGGGAAAAUGAGAA